AGCCACUUUCAAGGCUCACAGCCGAAGCCAGUGUCCCCGUCUGUUCCCUGAUUUGCCUUCCUCCUUUGCAUCAAGAUGGUUAACGCUGUGGACAACAAUGACAACAACGAGACCAACGAGGGGAACGAGCCUGAGGUGCCGGUCACCGAGGAGGUUGAAGGAGUCAAGGCACGGCUGCCGACUCAGCUUUCAAGGUUGCCAACUGACAAGCUGCUGAAGGUGCACCAGGCUCUGGUGGAGCUCCAGGAAGCGGGGCUCAGCGAGGUGCCGGACCUGAGUUCGCUCUCCAAGGUCGUCAAGAAGAAGACAGCCGCCAGUGACACUGCGAAGCUGCCUGAUCAGGAGCAUACCUCCGAGUACAUGGGCAUGAGCCUUUGGGCGUGGACGCCAAAACGUUGGUUCGAGAGCAUCAAGUCUAUGGACAAGCUCGCCGGAGCCAAGAGCGAGGAGUCCGGGAACAACGAGGGCGACCAAGUCCCGGCGAUCGAAGACACAGUGCAGGCGAACUUCGAACGCAGGGUCGCAAAGUUUGAGACACUGAACGAUGCAAAAGUGGUUGAUUCUGAAAAAAUCAACAUCGAGAAGCUGCGGGCGUGGUAUGCAGUCAUGAAGCAGGCUGACGCAGAGCUACGAUCCAUGGCGACCAUGGAUGGAAAGACCAGUGGCGAUGGCUGCGGCGUGCUCUUUGAGCAGAUGCCCCCAGCAAGCGGCCCCCGCUUGCUGCCCAAGGUGAAGGUUGGCGGCACGCAAAGGGAUACUGGCCGUGGCUUUUCUAGCGGGGCUGGCCUCAAGGCGAACCCGGCGCAAUCGGUCAUUUCCGUGCACUUGGGCGGGGGUGGCUGCAAAGCGGCCAAAUCGUGCUGGCAGCACUACUUCGCCGAACACCAGCUGGACUCCAACGGCAAGGGCGAGUUCUAUGGCAGCAGCAACACCCUUUUCGCUUCAAGUACCACCGGGAGGUACAUCCCCCGGGCGGUCAUUGCAGGAUACGAUUCUGAACAAGUUGACGCGGUUAGCCAGACUGGUAUGUUCGCUCCUACCUCCAUUCUCACCGGCAACAAGCCUGGCACAAGCUGGAACGACGGCCAGGGUGAUAGUGCAUUCUUGGAAGAGAUCACCGAGUGCGUACGCCGCCAGAUGGAACAAGCUGAUUGGGUGGAGGGCUUCGUGUUCAACCACGAUGCUUCUGAGGACCUCUGCACCAAUGCCAUGACGGGAAAGCUGAUGUCCUCCCUCUCUGUCGACUAUGGCAAGAAGAACAAGCUGUCCUUCAGCUGCGUCCCGGACUGCAUGCAAGAAGGCAGUGACUUCCAGAAGGGCACAGCGGGACUGAUGGCUGACUCCUUCAUCGAGUAUAUGGACCUAGUGGCAUUUUAUGACAGGACCUCGUUGAAGAAGAUGGCCACGUCGAAGGUGAAUGGCCUGGGAAUUUCAUCACCAGACGAGACCAGCGAGAAUUCGCUCCUGGCGCGGCUGGUGGGCGGUGUGUUGGGCCCUAUGCGUUUCAGCCGCGCGGUCACCGCCUAUGAAGGAUCGCGCACCUCAGCCUUGGGAUCUUACCUCACCAACCUGACCUGCUAUCCCCGCAUCCACUUCGUCGUGCCUGCCCUUGGCGGCGUGGUGGCGCAGGGCAUGGAGGACUUCAGCAUCGGCAAGCCGGGGGAGAACGCUGGCGCAGAAGCUGCCACCGCCGCACUCCGCCGGGGGGCUCUCAGCCAAUCAACCCGUCAGCGCAACGAGACGAAGCUUAUUGCCUAUUCCAUGUUCUGCCGUGGCCUCGAGCAGUCAGGUGCUGUGGCGAAGGUGGCGGACAUCAAGACGGACCGGGCCUUCCAGUUUGUGGACUGGUGCCCCACGGGCUUCUCCAUCUUCAGCUACCACGACCCCAAGGCCCAGGCUCCGGAGGUGGCGGUCCUGGAGAACUCCACCGCGGCCGCGAAAGUCUUCCAGAGCUUUCAGUCGGCCAUGGACAAUGUGCGUUCCGAGCUUGAAUCCCAAGUCGAAGGCGGCCAAUUGUCGGAGAUGCAGGAGAACCUCGCAGUCCUGUGCCGAGACUAUGAGGAAGUCUCAGCUGAGACUUGCGGUGAUGAAGAGGAGGAGGAGGACGGCGAGGACUACUGAGCUCCGGUUUAAAAGGAGCCUCGCAUUAGCACGGCCGUGCUUUUGCGUGGGAUCCGCGCCCGGCUUCCCAGAAGUUUGGAGCUCUGAGGGUAAACUUGGACCACGUUAGACCUUUGAAGCCUUGUCCGCUGGAGUGUGCCAUGUGUAAAAUCGCUUGCACACUGUUCUGACUUGCUCCCACGGUUUUCCCGAAUGGGAAGAACCUGGGUGCCGGGCCUUUGCAGCGUUUGCUUUGCACCUCCUGACUGCCGAUUGGCAAACGGUGCAGCACAUCGU
Molecule: messenger RNA, 2397 nt
Organism: Effrenium voratum
Lineage: Eukaryota; Dinophyceae; Suessiales; Symbiodiniaceae
Source: the annotation of a GenBank genome assembly